Penicillium oxalicum is the source of this 1614-nucleotide messenger RNA. RefSeq lists its product as uncharacterized. NCBI's taxonomy places the organism in Eukaryota, Fungi, Ascomycota, Eurotiomycetes, Eurotiales, Aspergillaceae. The record is from RefSeq and is a predicted model, not a curated record. Bases 1 to 1614 code for a protein of 537 amino acids. The transcript has 2 exons.
AUGGAUUCCACGGCGAUUUCCAGGGCCAGCGGCAGUCCUCUCAUGUUUGACAGGGACCAAUACCGGGAAGAGGUGCUCCGGCUUUCCACCGACGCAGAGAACGCGCGGGCGCAGCGGCUUUUGGAUGAUGCGCGGGCGCUGGGUCUCAAAGUUCCAGAGAUUGAAAUCUCCGCUCCGCUCGCAGCUUCAAUGGCAUCGGGACUGAUCGAUAUAUCUUCGCCCGUCCUGUCCUCGGGCUCGUCCGCGACAGAUCGCAAUUCCAUUUGCGACGGGUCCAUCACCCCGUCCCAUGAACCGCUAUCUGCGGCUCGGCUCAAUGAAGUGGUGUCGUCCUUGUCGGAGGUCACAAUUGCGUCGGAUCGCAUCAAGCCCGGCAGCACCAGAUCGCUGGCGUCGCUGUCCACCCGGCCCACGUCAUACUGUUCCAGUGAGAGUCGGGCGGUGUUGGGGAACCCCAGCAAUGGGAAUGAGACGUCUUCGCCCUCUCAUCGUCAUUCGGUGUUGAGUUUUGCCUCGACGGAGAAGAAAGAGAAGCGUCGCCAAAGCCUCAAGAACGCCAUCGGCAGGAUACAGUUCCGCAAGAAGCGAACUCCAUCCUCGGCCAUGCUACCGCCCGAUGCGCAGAUCAUCUUUUCCAAGGGCGAAGGAGGUGUGGUGGAUCAUGUCUUUAUUGAAACGCGGCCCGAACGAUCGUCCAUAAGUCCCGAUGGUGACGCAGCCUCCAGCACCACGGCUGAAUCUCUCCCGCGAUUGGAGAUUCCCAUCUACGACAAGGACUCCAUGCAACGCAGCGUCACCGAGCCGAGAAUGCUGGAAAUGUUGGAGCGGCAUCAGCUGGAGAGAGAUCGACAUGUUGCCUUUCAGGAGACUGCACUGAGUAUUCUGCGCCAAAGACACCAGACUGCUAUAUCGAUGCGACAGAGUGAAAAUGAGCGUUUGGAGGCGGCGAAGCGUGAAAAGGAUAUCGAGCACGCUGCACGAAUGGAAGAACGACAACUCGUGGUUGAGAUGGAGCAACAGCGUGACUUUGAUCGGGCGAAACAAAAUUCGCGCACACGCAUCAAGCAUAUGGAAGGAUACUUUCGGAACGCCAGCCCACCACCUUCGUCGUCACCCGUGACCCAACAUUCCUCUGAAUCUUUCUCCGGAUCCGAGUCGACUACGCCGCCCACGCGCCGCUUCACACGCCAGCAAAAAGAGCAGCUCGAGCGACAGUAUCGCGAUCACGAAAUGAUGGACUCGCUCCAUGAAGCCCGGAUCAAGGUGCUUCGUGAACGGCAGGAGCUCAGGCUUCAAGAAGCAAUGGCACGCAUGGAGCGGGAGUUUAGCCAGAUGUGUGCCGAACACUCCAAACUCAUCACCGCGAUGCAGGCCGACCACCGGCGUGAAGAAUCGGGUCUCAUUCAAGCGCUUGAUAAUCAGAAAAUCGCUCUGCGGCACCGUUGGAAUCUAGAGGAGGCCAUUCUUCGCAAACAGCUGGAACUCCAAAAUGGUCACAUUUACGGACCAUUGCCACCGAUCUCGUUCACCGCUGCCAACACUGAAGCGACGGACUUGACCCCCUCGCCUCCAGCGCAGAACGACAGCCAAACACCCCCGGAAGCAGCAAGUUGA